This is a messenger RNA of Laetiporus sulphureus 93-53, 3650 nucleotides long. RefSeq lists its product as uncharacterized. Gene Ontology annotation, cellular component: plasma membrane; cytoplasm. The coding region runs from base 35 to 3301 and encodes 1088 amino acids. Gene Ontology annotation, molecular function: syntaxin binding; GTPase activator activity; myosin II binding. Gene Ontology annotation, biological process: establishment of cell polarity; regulation of protein secretion; regulation of exocytosis. The transcript has 17 exons. Lineage: Eukaryota; Fungi; Basidiomycota; Agaricomycetes; Polyporales; Laetiporaceae. The record is from RefSeq and is a predicted model, not a curated record.
UGUGGCCGCGCUCGCCGUGGAGCCAGUUUCUGGGAUGCUCGCAGUCGGGGUGGAAUGUACAUUGUCGGUUUCUGAUCCACCCGGUACUCGAGCCAAGAUCCUCAGCUUUGCUAGUUCUCUGUUCAAGCUUCUGUGUGUCGAUAACCGAGAUCGACUUCACAUCUGGGAUCUGUCCGCUCUCGGACGGCCCAAACUCCAAAGGAUCGUCAACUUCUCUCACCCCGUCAAUUGCAUCGCUGCGUCUCCAUCCCAUGCGCAGAUCCUGGUAGCUCUUGCGAAUGGGCAGAUCAAAACCUAUGACUUGCUUUGUCUGCGCAUGUCCCCUUAUACAAUUCCAUCUAAUUUAUGGCAACAAUAUGAAGACACGGUUCAUGCGAGCGGGAUGCCCGCGAUACCGGCUCCAGCAUCUGACAUGAUAGUCGACAUUGCAGUACAUCCGAGGAACCUCAAUCUUCUCUUCAUCGCUUUUGGAGGAGGCGUGAUCUUGUCUGAUCUGACGCAACGGAAUACCGUUCGUGCAUAUGAGUUGAUCCUUCCACCAGGCGCUCCGGGAGGGUCAGGAUACAACGCGCCGGAUAUCCUACUGCCCCGGAGGCCGUCUGUCACUACUCUCGCCGUGCAUCCUUCCGGGCAUAUCCUUGCAAUAGGGUAUGCAGAUGGCAGCUUAGCCUUUUGGGCACUUGAGGAUGAAGAUCGGCCGCUCCUUGUUCGCACUGUUGACAAUGAAGAAGACGUCGGCAUCGUUGACGUACCCAAGCUCGAGGCGGCGCUUCCAUCGCAUAAUCCCGCAACUGGAUAUCCUGAGCAUCCUUCGGAAAUCCGAGAAGCUAUCUUCAAGCUCACGUGGAGUGGUUUUCCUAACUCUUCUGAUCCUCGAGGAGGUGACACCGUCUUGACCGUCCUCGGUGGUCUAGCCCAGGAUGCAGAUCCGGGGGUGACUGCCUUCCUACUACCUCCCCUUAAUCCUCCGGCAUCGCCAGCGCUAUCGCCUGCUGCGGCUAAAGCGCCAGCACCGCCUGCAAUGCACCCUGACGUGCGUGCAGCUAUAGUUGCAUCACUGUCUGCCCUGGACUCGCACACAUACUCGACUGCUGGCGCUGUUCAGGAUUUUAUUCUCGUCCCUCGAUCAAGUCCGCACUUUGCUGGCACGUGGGAUCCUCAUGCGAUACUAGUCGUCUCGGAUUCCGAUUUGGAUAGUGCAGGUGCUACCCGGAUAGUUCAAGCUUUCGACUUCCCUCCUCCAUCUUUUGUUGAAGAACUAACUGGUUCAUCUGCAUCCAAUGCUGAUGUGAAGUCGAUUGAAGAUGAUGAUCGCAUGGACGCACUGUCACAGGAACUUGCUUCCACCCUGCAAUCCAUAUCCCUAUCCGCCGAUCCUCGUUUGUUAUGCCUUCCUUGGCCAUUCUGGGCCGUCACUGGCAGUGUUAUAUGCGGAAUUGAUCGCGGCGCUUACGAACAGAUUGUCCGCGAAAAUGAUUAUACUGAUUUAUUACCUCUAAGAGGAGGUAGAGCGUGGGUUGAGGACACAGAGGGCGAGAUGAAGCUUAUGAAGUUCCAGCCACGCCGCAUCCUCAUCACUCACGAUCCUGACCUUGUCCUCCGUUUCCAAGAUCUCAGUGCUCAGCUUCUUGUUAGUUCUCUGGACAACCCCUUCAAAACGUCAUUCCCGGGCUAUCUCCCUGCACUGACCAUUGAUAUCGCGCCUCUGCUUCACGAUCCCUCCCUUCGCCUGUUCACCUAUACCUCGUCUGCGGCUUCCAUAUCAUCUUCACAAUCCGGACUAGAGAAACAGAGUAUAUCAAAUCCCACGCGCCCCGCUAUCGAUAAUAUCUACCUCGCGCCCGAGUCACUCGAAUGUGUCACCACCACGAAAAACGGGGCACUGGUUCUCUUCAGGCUCGAUAACGAGAAUGCAGAGUGUUCGAUCGAGUCCUCCGAUGACGAGCUCGUGUCUUUGGUGCAUACACCCGUGCAUAGCGGAUUGCGGUAUCAUCCCUUCCUCGGAAUCAAGGCUGGUCGGGGACAGAUCACUGCAUGUGCGAUAUCCAACGUCGGCUUCCUCGCAGUGACAUAUUCUUCUGGGGCUCUGCUCGUGGUCGACCUCCGGGGGCCCCGAGUGAUCUAUCGGAGUCUGCCAUCCUCUAAGCAGGAGCACAGACAUUCAUUCCACGGUCGCAACCCAUUUUCCGACCGAGAUUCCGUUGUAUCGCUAACGUGGUCUAUCUGUCCAACAUCCUCUGAUCCUGUUUCCCGCGUUCGCCUAAUUGCUGUCGUGUCCUCUGGUACCGCCUUCAUCCACACCCUCUCUCACACGCCGUCCGGCACAUGGGCCGUCUCCGGUGCCCCAACAAACGGCGAAGGCGCCGGGCACGCUGUCCCAGGUGGCUCCGUCGUGCUCGACGCGAAGACUGGUGCCCAGUGCCGUGCCGAUAGGCAAGGUUUGACCACCGUUCUCGCACACGAGGACUCGGCUGCUGGCGAAGAGCCGAAGCAGAGGUGCGUAUGGGUGAGUGCCGGCGCGAAGGGCGCGCGGUGCGUGGCGGACGUAGAUGGGGAAAGGAUAGCGAGGACGGACUGGGCGAGUCGGGCAGCUGUGUUGAGCGUGGAGGUGGUUGAGAAGAGCGGUGGAUGCGUGUUGGUUGCGUUCACAGAGCGCGCAGAGGCACUAGUCUACUCCUUACCCUAUCUCGAACACCUUCACUCCCUCCAGCUUCCGCAGUCAUCUCUAUCCGUUCUCAGCACCGAGCCUUCUGGCGACUACGUCACGCACACGAUCGACCCUGCCUCCGGGCUCGCGCGCCAGACGGAUUACUGCACGCUCUUCGCGACGCGGCGCAUGGCUCCAUACGCCUCACCGCUGGUCGACCUUGCAUAUGACCGUGGAACUGCGCCUCCUCAGCCUGCACCGGUCUCGCUCGAGCCGCAGACCGUGAUCGGGUCCGUGCUAGGGUACCUAGGACGGGGCGUGACGACUGGGGCGGAGAUCGACGCGUUGUUGGCCGGUCCAGACAGGCCUGCCGUGCCGCCGUCCAGUUACGACGCCCAAGGCAAACUGGCGCCGGCUUCCCGCGAAUGGAAGGAGAAUCAAGGUCCGUCCACGUUACAGAGCGCAUCGGCCACCAUGUCGAGCGGCGUUGGAGAUCUGUACACCCGGCUGGGCAAUGCGCUCGCUGAGCGAGGGCAAAGGCUAGGCGAUCUAGAGGAGUCUUUCAACUCGCUUGAGCAAGGAAGUAAGGGUAUGCUGGCUCAGGCCAAGAGACUUGCGGCACAGCAAACCGCGAAACGGUGGUUCGAAUUCUAGUAGCACGCCUGCUGGCCAGAGGGACUGCACUUCAAGAGAAGGACUCUGUGACGACCACGCUCUUCAUGAACCUUUGUGACAAUAUUUAUUGGCAACAUGUAGUGUACAAGUACUGUGUUCACUGCUCUGUAUCGUACAGUUCUUGCGGCCUUCGGACUGUAUUAUCUUCUACGUGGAAUUCUUGCCCUCGGGCGGGUCUUGGCUGAUGAACAUGCCCGUUACGCUGGCGGUGAUCUUCUUUCUCUGCUCGUUCAGCAAUCCUAAGAAGCCAUCGUCCCGUGUGGUCUCGCGCUUGUGGUCCCACUCUUCCGUGUGCCGCGUGAUCUGAUGAGCGUCAUUUGUCUGCAGG